Exophiala spinifera is the source of this 1371-nucleotide messenger RNA. RefSeq lists its product as uncharacterized. The coding region runs from base 1 to 1371 and encodes 456 amino acids. Lineage: Eukaryota; Fungi; Ascomycota; Eurotiomycetes; Chaetothyriales; Herpotrichiellaceae. The transcript has a single exon. The record is from RefSeq and is a predicted model, not a curated record.
AUGUCUUCAACGGCUUCUGCCAGAUUCUGGCAAACAGACCUGACUCGCGAAUGCUUCUUGUCUAUCCUCCCCAAGGAUGAUCUUGGCUCUCUGAGACUUGUUUGCAAGGAGUACUCCAAAGACAUUGCCCCUGUCUUGUUCAAAACCCUUCACGUCCACUUUACCGCCAAUACCUUUACGCGCAGAGCGCGAAUGUCGGCAUUGGAGAGGAUUGGUGGCUAUGUUCGGAAACUCUCGUUCGUGAUGCCUCAUCAGCCCGAGACAUUCCUCCCACCACUCUUGGUGCCGGACACCUUGGAAGAAGUUACUUUUAUCUAUGAGCCUCAUUUAUUCCCGUCAAGACCAACGUCGUCUGGCAGCUCGUCGACUUCCGGCUCGAAUUCCAAAUACGGAUCCUGGGAAAUGAGUGACUUACUGGUCAAACAAUACCCCCCCUUGUUCCAUGCCGCAACCAAUGUCGAAUCUUUCUCCCGCGCGGUAUGCGCCAUGCCGAACUUACGGCAUCUGCAAGUCUCGUGUCCAGGUCAACCGGCAGGACAGAGAUACCGAAAGGAUAUUGUUGACUACGCCUUGAUCUCCCUCCGCAUUGCCAUGGAAGCUGCGAAUCCCACUCAACUCGAGAUGCUAACCCUGGCACCUGUGCAUCCCGGAACGGUACUCUACCUGCGGCCACACUUGACCUUUGGCUCUUCGCCAGCCUCGUCACGAGUCUGGAGACGGAUCAAAAGGCUCGACAUGGAAAUGGACAGCUUCGAGUAUGGCCGUGAUCAGCCAGCAGACCAUCUCAAAAUCCUUCACAGCUACCUGCAAGCUUUGAAAUCCCUUGAGCAUUUUAAUUUCAGGUGGCUUGGACAUAAGGGGCCUUGCCCAUUGGCACUCCAUAUCGAGCCCUGUACUUCGCGACCCACUUCCCUCCCCUGUCCGAAUGCCUGUCCAAACUCGAGUUCCAAGUCAUCCUUCCGGCCUCUGAAAUUCCGCCAUCUGAAAACGAUGCAUCUCAGCAAUGCUAGUCUUGACGCUGACCAGGCAGCGGGCUUCAUCAUGUCACACCGCAAAGUCCUGCAUGAAUUUCGGUUUGAUCAAUGCCAUUUGAGGUCGGGAACAUGGGAUGAUGCAUUGGCUCCAUUGACUCGCAUCGCAGGCGAUGACCGCUGGAAGGAGAAACAGGAAGAAGUCAUGGAUGUUCCCUUGGUGUUGUCGCCAACAGACGAGAAGAUGGAGAUCGAAUGCCUGCGGGAACCCCUGUGGGAUGAUGUUCUGUCCAAGAACAAGAGGAUGGAGAUGCUUCGCAAGAUGAGUCUGAGAACGAGAGACCUCGUGCCAGAGCAGGUCAAACGUUUAUUGAGGACAACAAGACUCGCCUGGCGUUGA